This is a messenger RNA of Archocentrus centrarchus (flier cichlid), 3149 nucleotides long. Its product is annotated as FERM domain-containing protein 5-like. Gene Ontology annotation, molecular function: cytoskeletal protein binding. The transcript is spliced from 14 exons. The record is from RefSeq and is a predicted model, not a curated record. NCBI's taxonomy places the organism in Eukaryota, Metazoa, Chordata, Actinopteri, Cichliformes, Cichlidae. Gene Ontology annotation, biological process: actomyosin structure organization. Gene Ontology annotation, cellular component: cytoskeleton. The coding region runs from base 508 to 2235 and encodes 575 amino acids.
CUUCUGCAACAGCACGGAGCAACUGCCUGUUUGACUUGUGAAACUGUGUUAUUAUUCCAUGUGGAUUUAGUCACGACUUGCAGCAGCCUAUCGGAAUUUCGGCUUCUGUCUUUAACUCUGCGAAGGCAGCAUCUCAGUUACUGCUCUGUUGGCUGACAGACUCGCCAUUCAUCAACCAGCCCGCCCAGCAGCAUUGAGAGCGGCAUGGCAACGGCGAGGAGACGAGGGGAGAAGGUGUGGUGACAGUUUAACCGGACCAGAGAGCCGCAGCAGCAGCUACAGCAGCAGUGUUUCCACUCCUCGCGGACGGGAGAAACGCAGCACCUCGGUCAGUCCACGCUCACACGCUGAUAAAGCGAUGCACCACCGCUGCCUGUCUGCACAGUCGCUGCCACUGACCAGGUGCUGGAGCAAAGACCAGGGACGCCGUUAACGUCUCAGAACAUAAACUUGUAUGUAUGUUCUGUGUGCACCUCUCUGUGGUCCCGUUCGCAGACGAUCGAGAAGAUGCUGAGCCGACUGAUGAGCAGCAGCAUCAGGAGUCUGGACCGGGAAUGCAAUUGCACCGUGCGGCUGCUGGACGAUUCGGAGUACACCUGCACGAUCCAGCGGGAUGCCAAAGGACAGUACCUGUUUGAUCUCAUCUGCCACCAUCUUAACCUGCUGGAGAAAGACUACUUUGGCAUUAGAUAUGUUGACCCAGACAAGCAGAGACACUGGUUGGAGUUUACAAAGUCAAUCGCCAAACAAAUGAAAUCCCAGCCUCCAUUCACCAUGUGUUUGCGUGUCAAGUUUUACCCACCUGACCCCGCUGCCCUGAAAGAGGAAAUCACCAGAUAUCUCGUCUUCCUGCAGGUUAAGAGGGAUCUCUACCAUGGUCGCCUCCUGUGCAAGACAUCAGAUGCAGCUCUGCUGGCUGCCUACAUAUUACAAGCUGAAAUUGGUGACUAUGACCCUGGGAAACACCCAGAGGGCUACAGCUCCAAGUUUCAGUUCUUCCCCAAACACUCAGAGAAGCUGGAGCGGCGAAUUGCUGACAUCCACAAGACUGAGCUGAUUGGUCAGACUCCUGAAACAUCAGAGCUCAACUUCCUCCAGAAGGCUCAGAUGUUGGAGACGUAUGGAGUGGACCCACAUCCAUGCAAGGAUGUGUCUGGGAACCCAGCUUUUCUGGCUUUCACCCCUUUUGGAUUCACUGUGCUGCAAGGAAAUAGAAGGGUUCACUUACUCAAAUGGGAGGAGGUGACCAAACUGAAGUUUGAAGCAAAGACAUUCCAUAUAUAUGCAAAUCAGAAAGAGGAUAAGAAGAUCAUACUGACUUACUUUGCACCUACACCAGAGGCCUGCAAGCAUCUUUGGAAGUGUGGAGUUGAGAAUCAGGCUUUCUAUAAGCUGGAGAAGUCGAGUCAAGUCCGAACUGUGUCCAGUAGUAAUCUCUUCUUCAAGGGUAGUCGCUUUAGAUACAGUGGAAAGGUUGCAAAAGAAGUAAUGGAACAAAGUGCCAAAAUUAAGAGGGACCCCCCGGAGAUCCACAGGGCUGGUAUGGUGCCGAGUAGGAGUUGUCCAUCCAUCACCCACGGCCCUCGUCUGACAAGUGUACCAAGGACCCGACGGAGAGCUGUGCACAUUUCCAUUAUGGAAGGUUUGGAGUCCCUUCGAGACAGUGCUCACUCCACACCAGUGCGCUCAGUUUCGCAUGGCGACUCCUUCAUGCGUUCCCGGAGCCAGAUGAUGGAUGGCAGUGAGGCAAGCACGUCAGCAGUCAUCUCGGAUGAGGCCUACAGCCCCUCCGACAGUGUGCUGCCUACACCAGUGGCAGAACAUGGAAUGGAGAUGCCUUUGGCUCGUCACCUCAAUGGCGCCCCCUGCAGCAUUGAUGAGGAGGAGUUGGAGGCAGGGACAUCAAAAGAGGGGCAGGCCACAGAAUUUGGGCAUGGCAGGAGAGAACAACGUAUGGUCAAGAGCAAGCCCACAACAUCUAGCGAUGUGGAAGAGCUCAACAAGUUUAUCUUGAGCGUGCUGCGUCUGUUCCUGGUUACCAUUGGACUUCUGUUUGCCCUGCUGCUGCUUCUCAUCAUGCUGACAGAGUCAGACCUGGACAUUGCCUUCCUGAGAGACAUCCGUAAGACACCUGAAUUCCAGCAGUUCCACUUUGAAUACUUCUGCCCUCUGCGGCGCUGGUUCGCCUGUAAGUUACGAUGGAUGGGAGGUUUCCUUGUGAGCGAGACAAAGUGAAAAGAGACCAAAUGACUCAACACAGGCCUCCACUGAUGGAGCUUGGACACAGAUAACAGACAGGUCGGAAGAGAAGGCAAUAGGAGGGAAAUGAUGGCCCUGUUCCUGAUAUCAGCUAAGCUUCUCCCAGGAAUAAUCCUGUCACAAGCCACGUACUGUCCCCCGAAGAGCCUUGUUUAUUACGUUUGACCAUUAUUAUAAGGAAAGGAAAUUUUACUUUAGAAAUUCAGGUCAUCAAGGUAUUUUAUUUUUCCACAGAAUCACAGGAACUGGGUUUAAUUUAAACACUGUAUCAAGUCUGACAGACUUCACUUAUUCAACCACAGAUAAUAGUUGCCUUUAUUUUUUUAUUAAUUUAUAUGUUCUAUCAUCACUGUAAUACGGAAUGACCUGAGGUGAUGGGGUGCAACUGAGAGUUUGAGAACUUUUGCAGAAAACAAGAUGGGGUCCAGACUAGCUCAUCAGUUUUUAAGUCAAAUCAGCAACAUUCAUGAUGAUUAAAUGUUAUUAUGGCUGCUGUUUUCAGAUGGAGGGCUCAGAGAAAGUGUAAAAUGGAACCAUAAGCAGUACUGAAUGUAGAUGAGCCCUGAGUCAAAUAUGUUUGCAAAUAUUAUAGUUUUAUACGAUUCUUAGGCCGAUACAAAUAGACUUUACACAUUUCUCCAGAUGUACUUUACACUCCCACAUCUGGAACAUUCAAAUUAGAACAACUGCUAAAGACUAGUUGUAGUAGCUUUGUGACACAGAUGUGACAUAGGUGUGAUGUGGUGCUGCCCUGACAGACUUUAUUACUGGUCAAACAUCUGCUGAGUGGGCCCAGGGAGUUUUUAUCCAGACACAGGGGGAUUAAUAAAGUUUCAUCACCUAAUGACAAUAAAUUAAGUCUCUGUAAGGAUAUAAGUAAGUAAUGGAGU